Fraxinus pennsylvanica is the source of this 1791-nucleotide messenger RNA. NCBI's taxonomy places the organism in Eukaryota, Viridiplantae, Streptophyta, Magnoliopsida, Lamiales, Oleaceae. The record is from the annotation of a GenBank genome assembly.
AUGGCAGAUAUAGCAAAGUACGCACCCAUUGGUGUUGGUGGUGGAAAUUUGAUCUCAGAUUUCAAGAGCCACUUUUCACUAUUCAGAACUAAGAGAACUGUUUCUAUUGCAUAUGGGUUUGUGUUUGUUUUUAUUGUUGUCACCAUUUUUCUAGCCUUUAGCCCCUCUCCGAACUCUUCUUCGCCGUGGUUUACUAACAUUUUUGCUGCCAGUAGUACAGACGAAGACGAUGUUAGAUCCCAGCACCCUGCGAUUAAACCCUCCAAUUUGAAUAAAGAAUCCCCAGUUGAAGUCUUGAAGCCAAGUAAUAGUUCAGUUUUACCCCAGAAGCCUUCUGUAAAUCGGACUGCCGAUAAUGGUAUGCCACCGAAGUCCUUUUCUGAGUCGAAUAAAGGGUCAUCAGAUGUCAAAAAUCAGACUCAAAUCGAAGACUUGCACGAUAAAGUUGAGGUUUCAAAGCAGAACGAGAUUCGGAAUAAAGAUUCGGAUGCUGAAGUUGGAGUCCUGAAGCAAAAUCAGACUCAAAAUAACAAAGUUGAAGUUUUGAAGACAAAUCAAAGCACAACUGGGGACACAAAUUCUCCAGUUCCUGUGAAUUCAUCACCAAAUUCUGCUUCUGGAGCACAAAAAGUUUUAAAGAAUGGAGACAAGGGAAAUACAGAGCAGGGUUUGAAUAAAAACUUAACUUCUUCUUUGAUGAAGAAACAUGACGAUUUGAUCAAAUCUUUGACGAAUUGUGAUUUUUUUGAUGGAAAUUGGGUGAAAGAUGGUUCUUAUCCACUUUACAAGCCUGGUUCUUGUUCUCUGAUUGAUGAGCAAUUUAACUGUUUUCUUAAUGGUAGACCUGAUAAUGAUUAUCACAGAAUGAAAUGGAAGCCCAAAGGUUGCACUCUCCCAAGGCUGAACGGAAGUCAUAUGCUGGAAAUGUUGAGAGGAAAGAGAUUAGUGUUUGUUGGUGAUUCUCUGAAUAGGAAUAUGUGGGAAUCACUUAUAUGCAUAUUGAGGAACUCUGUGAAAGAUCAGAGUAAAGUUUACGAGCAACAAGGCAGGCACCAUUUUAGGACAGAAGCUUCUUAUUCCUUUAUAUUUGAAGACUAUAAAUGCACUGUAGAGUUCUUUGUAACUCCUUUCUUGGUUCAAGAAUGGGAAGCCACAGACAGAAAGGGAAUGAAGAAGGAAACACUUCGACUCGAUAUAAUUGAGAGGUCGGCCAAUCAUUACAAAAAUGCUGAUAUCAUUGUUUUCAACACUGGACACUGGUGGACUCAUGAGAAGACGUCGAAAGGGGAAGACUAUUAUCAAGAAGGCAGCCAUGUGUACAAAGAAUUGAACGUUCUCGAGGCAUUUAGGAAAGCUUUAACAACAUGGGGAAGAUGGAUUGAUGCCAAUGUAAAUCCAAGGAAAACGCUCGUCUUCUUCAGAGGCUAUUCUGCUUCUCAUUUCAGUGGUGGGCAGUGGAAUUCUGGUGGACAAUGUGACCACGAGACCAAGCCGAUAAAGAAUGAUACUUAUCUCACGCCGUAUCCACCGAAGAUGACGGUUUUGGAGAACGUGUUGAAAGGAAUGAAAAACCGCGUAACUUAUCUCAACGUCACGAGAAUGACCGAUUAUCGAAAGGACGGUCAUCCAUCAAUAUAUCGAAAACAAAAUUAUUCCGAAGAGGAGAGGAGAUCACCAUUGAGCUUCCAAGACUGCAGCCAUUGGUGCCUCCCCGGCGUACCCGAUGCUUGGAAUGAGAUACUCUAUGCCGAACUUCUAGUAAACCAGAAGAAACGACGAAAAGGGUAUUAG